This is a messenger RNA of Leptosomus discolor (cuckoo roller), 414 nucleotides long. Lineage: Eukaryota; Metazoa; Chordata; Aves; Leptosomiformes; Leptosomidae. The record is from RefSeq and is a predicted model, not a curated record.
CGUGUGGACCGGGACUACGUGGCGCAGGCGGCAGAGCUGGCGCGGGCAGGGGGCUGCAAACACUUUGUCCUGCAGUCCUCCCAGGGGGCAAACCGGGACAGCCGCUUCCUCUACCUCCGCGUGAAGGGAGAAGUGGAGAAGCUGGUCCAGGCUGUUGGUUUUGAUCGCUGUACCAUUCUCCGGCCAGCGGUGCUGUUGUGCAAGCGCCAGGAGUCCCGGCCCACGGAGUGGAUGGCCCAGCAGUUUCUGGGUGUUGUGGCUCGGGUCUUCCCCACUGCUUACUCAGUGCCUGUGGAAACGGUGGCCAGGGCUAUGGUGGCCAGCGUGCUGCGGCCAGGUGAGGGGAAGGUGGAGGUGCUGGAGAACAAGGCCAUCCAUGAGCUGGGAAAGGCAGUGCCACAGCAGGGCACAUAG